This is a messenger RNA of Neomonachus schauinslandi (Hawaiian monk seal), 1649 nucleotides long. It is a transcript of the gene KRT82, whose product is annotated as keratin 82. The transcript is spliced from 9 exons. The coding region runs from base 1 to 1554 and encodes 517 amino acids. Gene Ontology annotation, cellular component: keratin filament. Gene Ontology annotation, molecular function: structural constituent of skin epidermis. Gene Ontology annotation, biological process: keratinization; intermediate filament organization. The record is from RefSeq and is a predicted model, not a curated record. Lineage: Eukaryota; Metazoa; Chordata; Mammalia; Carnivora; Phocidae.
AUGUCCUGCCGCUCCUUCCAGCCGGGGUCCAGAUACGGCGGUCAGAGCUUCAGCUCCUGCUCAGCUGUCCUCCCCCGGAUGGUCACCCACUAUGUCGUGAGCAAGGGGCCGUGCCGGUCCGGGGGCGGGGGGGCGCUCCACACCCUGGGCUGCCUGGGCUCCCGAAGCCUGUGCAAUGUGGGCUUCGGGAGGCCUCGGGUGGCCUCCAGGUGUGGCCUGCCUGGCUUCGGGUACCGAGCGGGGGUCCCCUGUGGGCCCUCGGCCUGCAUCGCCCCCGUCACCAUCAAUGAGAGCCUGCUGGUCCCGCUCGAGCUGGAGAUCGACCCGGCCGUGCAGAGGGUGAAGAGGGACGAGAAGGAGCAGAUCAAGUGCCUGAAUAACCGCUUUGCAUCCUUCAUCAACAAGGUGCGCUUCCUGGAGCAGAAGAACAAGCUGCUGGAGACCAAGUGGAACUUCAUGCAGCAGCAGAGGUGCUGCCAGAACAACAUAGAGCCCAUCUUCGAGGCCUACAUCUCCGCCCUUCGGCGGCAGCUGGACUGCGUGGCAGGGGACCGGGCCAGGCUGGAGUCUGAGCUCUGCAGUGUGCAGGACGCGCUGGAAAGCUACAAGAAAAAGUAUGAAGAGGAGCUCUCCCUGCGGCCCUGUGCUGAGAAUGAGUUUGUCGCCUUGAAGAAGGAUGUGGACACGGCGUUCCUGAUGAAGGCUGACCUGGAGACCAACGCAGAGGCUCUGGUCCAGGAGAUCGACUUCCUAAAAGGCCUGUAUGAGGAGGAGAUCUGCCUGCUCCAGUCUCAGAUCUCCGAGACCUCCGUCAUUGUGAAGAUGGACAACAGCCGGGAGCUGGACAUGGAAGGCAUCAUUGCCGAGAUCAAGGCCCAGUAUGAUGACAUCGCUAGCCGCAGCAAAGCCGAAGCCGAGGCCUGGUACCAGAGCCGGUAUGAGGAGCUGCGGCUGACAGCCGGGAGCCACGGUGACAACCUCCGCAACCACAAGAACGAGAUCCUGGAAAUGAAAAAGCUGAUCCAGCGGCUUCAGCAAGAAAUUGAGAAUGUGAAAGCCCAGCGCUACAAGCUGGAGGCCGCAGUGACCCAGUCGGAGCAGCAGGGCGAGGCGGCCCUCAAUGAUGCCAAGUGCAAGCUGGCGGGGCUGGAGGAGGCCCUGCAGAAGGCCAAGCAGGACAUGGCUUGCCUGCUCAAGGAGUACCAGGAGGUGAUGAACUCCAAGCUGGGCCUGGACAUCGAGAUCGCCACCUACAGGCGGCUGCUGGAGGGCGAGGAGCACAGGCUGUGUGAAGGCAUUGGGCCCGUGAAUAUCUCCGUGAGCAGCUCCAAAGGCGCAGUCCUCUACGAGCCGUGUGUGGUCAGCACACCCGUGCUGAGGACCGACUACUGCCCAGGGGGCACCGGGGUCCUCAAGACCAGCGGGGGCUGCCGCGUCGUGGGCACCGGUGAAGUCUACAGCCCCUGCGAGCCUCAGGGGCUGCUGGGCUGUGUGAGCGGGCGGGGUUCCAGCAUGAAGCUAGGGGCUGGGAGCAGCUCUUCCUACAAGUGUUAACCCAGCCCCCGAGGCUGGAAGCCCAGGGACAGGGCGCCAGCCCCCCGCCUGGAUGUUGUCCCCCGACCAGGGCUGAAGACAAGGAUAUUCCCAAA